CCGUUGAGCUGUAUUCACCGGCAGGAAGAGGAGCUGCUGCCCGAGCUUCGCCGGAACCCUAGAUCUCCGUCCACUGCCCUUAAUGGACCCUCGAUCUCUAACUUUCUCUUUCCUAGUCCCUCUCCUCGCGCUCUCCGGUCAAGGGCCCACCCCCUCCCCCUCCCCCUCCCCCGCCUCCUCGCCAUCCCCUUCUCCUUCCCCUAGCACCGUAUCUCCUCCGACCGCGCGGUACCCUCCGCCGACUCGCCCAACCGAGUACCCGCCGCCGCCGGGUUUGUUCGCGACCUCCAAUCAGCUAAACGUGGGAGAGAAGGUAGGGCUGGCGUUUCUUUCUGUGGUUCUCGUGCUGCAGUUGGCGCUUGGUGGGUUCCUCAUCUCCAAGAGACUGCAGUUGAGGAAUAUGGCGCUGGUGGGUCGGCGGAUCGAAACGCCUUAUCCCGCCGGCUCGCCGUGAUAAUCCGGGACUUUGCUGUUGUUCUGUAGAUGUUCAAAGAAGUUUCUCUGUGGCUUUUCUUCUGGAGCGUGGGCAAAAUUUUCGCAAUUUUGGUGAAAUUACUCCAAGCUCCAUGGAACUGAUCCCGGCUUGGAUUCGAUUGGUUGAAGAACGAGUGAUCAUGUAUUGUAGAUCGCGAAAAUGAGGUAAUCCGACACUUUCGGAUACUUUAUUCUGUAAUAUUUCGAUGCCUGAUUCAUAUACCACUUGAAAGACUUU
Messenger RNA from Zingiber officinale, 712 nucleotides. Its product is annotated as proline-rich receptor-like protein kinase PERK1. Lineage: Eukaryota; Viridiplantae; Streptophyta; Magnoliopsida; Zingiberales; Zingiberaceae. Bases 83 to 454 code for a protein of 123 amino acids. The record is from RefSeq and is a predicted model, not a curated record. The transcript has a single exon.